Amphibalanus amphitrite is the source of this 4995-nucleotide messenger RNA. RefSeq lists its product as uncharacterized. Gene Ontology annotation, molecular function: DNA helicase activity. Lineage: Eukaryota; Metazoa; Arthropoda; Thecostraca; Balanomorpha; Balanidae. The record is from RefSeq and is a predicted model, not a curated record. Gene Ontology annotation, biological process: DNA repair; telomere maintenance. The transcript is spliced from 2 exons. The coding region runs from base 1 to 4995 and encodes 1664 amino acids.
AUGGCUGCGGCUCGCGCUGAGGUCAGGGCAGGCGGAGACGGCGCAGGUCUUGAGCCACCUGUUGCUGCGGGCGUGGCGGACCAACCGGUUGAACCACCGGUCGCGUUCCAACCGCCGGUGGUGGGUGAUAUCGCGGACGUCGCGCCCGCGCCGCCCUCGCCCGAGGGUGCUGUGAACGCUGUCGAGGUGGCAGCGACCGAUGCGCCAGACGGCGUAGCGGCGCGCCGGCCCGCGGCCGAUGCGCCCGACGCGGAGGAGCUGGAAUCGGAGGCUGAGCUCGCCGAGCGUCGGCGACGCAAUCGUGAGGGCAUGGCUGCGGCUCGCGCUGAGGUCAGGGCAGGCGGAGACGGCGCAGGUCUUGAGCCACCUGUUGCUGCGGGCGUGGCGGACCAACCGGUUGAACCACCGGUCGCGUUCCAACCGCCGGUGGUGGGUGAUAUCGCGGACGUCGCGCCCGCGCCGCCGUCGCCCGAGGGUGCUGUGAACGCUGUCGAGGUGGCAGCGACCGAUGCGCCAGACGGCGUAGCGGCGCGCCGGCCCGCGGCCGAUGCGCCCGACGCGCAUGCAAUGGGCGGCGCUGUAGGAGAGGCGGCGCGGCACCCGCCUGAUAGUGCUGUAGACGCUGUCGAGGCCGCAGUGGCCGAUGCGCCAGACAACGCAGCGGCGCGUCGGCCCGCGGCUGAUGCGCCCAACGGGGAGGCAGUGGGCGGCGCUGUAGGAGAGGCGGCGCCCCACCCGCCCGACCCGCCCGACGGUGCUCACCUGCUGGCUCGCAAUUAUGUCCCCGCCGAGUUCGAGCCGCCGGCUGGCAUGCAGCUGGGCCGAAUGGACACUGUCUGUGCCCAUUGCGGAGCGCUGCGCUGGCGUGCCGAGCCCGUAGGCGCCUGUUGCCAUCAGGGUAAGGUGCAGCUUGACUUCCAUCCCCCGCCGCCGGACGAGUUGGUGGAACUCAUGACCCCUGGCACGCCAUACUAUCGAGAAUUUCGCGAGAAAAUCCGCGCUUACAACACGGCCUUUCAGCUGGCCAGUAUGGGAUGUAACGUUGUGCGACACGACGGAGCUUACCACGCGGCCUUCACCGUUCAGGGUAACGUUUGCCACCGCAUGGGAGCUCUUCUGCCCGUUCGCGAAGGCGACGAGCAAUUCAUGCAGAUAUAUUUCCUGGACGCCGACGAGGCCACCGAGCGACGUGCCAACAUGUGUGGCGGUCUGGACAGAGUCGUUCUUAACAUCCUGAUGGGCAUGCUGCACGAGCACAACAACUACGUGCGUGCGCUCCAGCCGGCUUUGAUGAUGGCGCGCGGUGUGCCGAACUGUCGGAUCGUUCUGUCGGCCGAACACCGGCCGCGGUCGGAGCACGAGCGUCGGUUCAAUCUUCCGAUAGGUCGCGAGGUGGCAGUCCUAAUGCCCGAUGAGAUGGGGGGUCGACGCGACAUCGUCGUACGCGAGCGCGGCGGACGGCUGUCCCGUAUCAGCGAGCUGAGUCGCCAGUACGAUCCGCUACUCUAUGUGCUGCUGCACCCGCGUGGCACUGACGGGUGGUCACUCCAGUUGAAGACCGAGCGUGGGGUCACAAUGCGUCAGUACGCGGCGUUCCACAUGCGCUACCGACCAGGCCACUUUAAUCUCAUUCCAAGAGGCGGCCGACUGUACCAACAGUACCUGGUAGACACCCUGCUCAAGGUCGAAGCCGACCGUCUGUCCUAUGUGCGCACCCACCAGGAUGGCCUGAAUGGCUUCCGUGCUGAGACAAUCCGUGGUGUGCGUGACGCGCUCGCUGACGGCGAGGAGCACGCGCGAGCCGUCGGUCGACGUGUGGUGCUGCCGGCAUCCGUGACCGGUAGCCCUCGCUACAUGAUGGCCAAGUUGCAGGACGCGCUCUGCUACGUUCGAGAAUUCGGCGCGGCCGACUUCUUCAUCACCGUGACGUGCAACCCGGCCUGGCCAGAGAUUGAGGGAACUCUGCGCACCCUCUACCCGGGGGAGAGGCCGGGUGACCACGAUCGGCCGUGCGACCACCCUGACAUUGUAAGUCAGGUGUUUGGCCUGAAGCUGCAGGCGCUGCUGAAGCAGCUGCGAGGCGGCAUCCUGGGUCGGCAGCGGGCCAUUCUGCACACGAUUGAGUGGCAGAAGCGUGGCCUGCCGCACGCUCACAUCCUGCUGUGGGUCGUGCCCGCCGACAAGCCUCGCGCAGAAGACGUGGACGCGUGCGUGUGCGCUGAGCUGCCCGAUCCGGAGACUGAUCCAGAGCUUCACGCGAUCGUCUGCGCCAAGAUGGUGCACGGUCCGUGCGGUGCGCUGAACCCGCAAUCUGUCUGCAUGAAGGACGGCCGAUGCAGCGUCGGAUAUCCGCGGCCGUACCUGGAGGCCACAGAGCUGCCAGAGCGCAGCUAUCCGAAGUACAGGCGGCGCGCGCCGGAAGACGGCGGUCGACGUGCGCAGACGCCCGGCCGGCGCGGUGUUGAGAUCGAUAACCGCUGGAUCGUCCCCUACAAUCCUCACAUCCUUCGCGCGCUGGACUCCCAUGUCAACGUCGAGGUAAUCACGCACGCGAUGGGGGCGAUCCGCUAUUGCAUCAAGUAUGUCACCAAGGGCUCUGAUAGGAUCAUGUUUGCGGUUCAGCCAGACGGAGUGAUCGACGAGGUGGCCCAGUACAGGGACAGUCGGUACCUUGGGUCCAUGGAGGCAUCGUGGCGGCUGGCCGAGCGGCCGAUCCAUGUCCAUUAUCCGCCAGUCCAGCGGCUGCAGCUUCAUCUGGCUGACGAUGAGAGGCGCGUCGUGUUCCGUGGCGACGCAAAUCUGGAAGCCGUCCUGGCGGGCGAGCAGGCCAAUCCCUCCAUGCUGACAUCCUUCUUCGAUUUGUGCCAGCAUGACGAGUUCGCGGCGACGCUCCUCUACACAGAGGUGCCGCGGUACUAUACGUGGCAGGCACGACGCGGCCGGGGCGCAGAUGCCCGUCCGGCCCACUGGAGACGGCGCCUCCAAGGCCAGCCUCAUCCCGAGGUGCCGGGCGUGUUCGCCGCUGCCACGCUGUCGCGCGUGUUCACCACGACGCCGCGCGCGGGGGAAGUUUUCUUUCUUCGCCUGCUCCUCCUCAACGUCCGAGGUCCGCGCUCUUACGAGCACCUCCGCACGGUCGAUGGCCGCGUGUGUGCCACCAUGCGUGAGGCGUGCUCCGCACUGGGGCUGCUCGAGGAUGGAGCGCACUGGACGCGCGCUAUGGAGGAGGCGACCGUGACGCGUUUUCCAGGUGGUUUGCGCUUCCUCUUCGCUCUGAUUCUGAUCGAGGGAGAGGCUACGUGCGAUCCCAUGGCGCUGUGGAUGAGGUUCCGGGACGCCAUGUCGGAGGACAUCGCUCGCCGUCAGCACACCGCUCGCGCAGCUGGCAGACGCGGUCUCACCGAGGACGAAGUGCGCGAGCAGGCGCUGCGCAGGAUCGCUGGCAUUCUGCGCCGGCUGCACGGCAAAUCCCUGGCCGAGUACGGGCUGCCAGUUCCACCGGUGCUGGACCCCGCCGCCGCCGCCGAUAGCGACGACGACGAGCCGCCCGGCGGCCCCGAGUUUGACCCGGUCGCUCUGGCCGAGCGCGUUGAACGCGACGAGCCGCGUCUGACUGAUGACCAGCGCGCCGUCUAUGACGAGGUGAUGCGACGGCUGGACAACGACGAGUCGGGUGUCAUCUUCCUGCAGGCUCCAGGCGGCUGCGGGAAGACGUUCUUGGAGAACCUGCUGCUGGCCAAGGUCCGCAGUCAGGGGCGCGUGGCAGUUGCAGUGGCCACAUCCGGCAUCGCAGCCAGUUUGUUGGAGGGCGGCACGACUGCCCAUCAUCGGUUCAAGAUCCCUCUGCAGCUGCAUCCUGACAACGAGAACGUCUGCGGCAUUGAUCGCCGCUCUCCCGAGGCCGACUACCUUCGCCGCUGUCGCCUCAUUGUGUGGGACGAAGCGGCCAUGACGAACCGGCGCGCCACUGAGGCGGUCGACCGGGCUCUCCAAGACGUCCGCGACAGGCAAGAGCUGUUUGGCGGCGUUCUGACGCUGCUCUCUGGCGACUGGAGACAGAUUCUGCCAGUGGUGAAGCGCGGCGGGCGCGCAGAGGUUGUUGACGCCUGCCUCAAGUCAUCGCCCAUGUGGCCUCGGAUCGACACCAUGGAGCUCGCGACCAACAUGCGGGCGCUGAACGGCGAUGAUCAGGCCGGUGAGUUCGCCAACUUCCUGCUGCGCGUCGGCGACGGCCGGCUGCCCGUCGUGGCACAGCCGGACACGGUGCAGGUGCCCGAGUUGGUGGUCAGUCCCGCGCGCAGUCUCGCCGCGCUGGUCGAUCGCAUCUUCCCUGACAUGGCCGAGCGACACCGUGAUGAGGAGUGGCUGCAUGAGCGCGCCAUCCUCUCGCCGCUAAAUGCGACCGUUGACAGGGCGAACGAGGCCGCGCUGGCCCUUCUUCCCGGCGAAACAGUCAACUACGCUAGCGUCGACACCAUCAGUGACGACGACAACGAGGAUCACGGGCCUCCGGUGCCCACCGAGGUGCUCAAUGCCAUCGACGUGUCGGGCAUGCCGUCGCAUCGACUUCAGGUCAAGGUCGGCGCCCCGGUCGUGUUGAUGCGCAACCUCGAUGCUCCACGCGUCGUGAACGGCACGCUGUGCACGGUGCUGCGCGCCGCGCCUAACGUGCUCGAGCUGCGAAUCGCCAGUGGAGUCGCGCGCGGCGAGACGCUGUUUUUGCCGCGCCUCCCUCUGGUGGUGAGCGCUGUCGAUUCCGGCAUCGGCCGACCAUUCCGCCGCUGUCAGUUCCCCGUCAAGCUGUCAUUCGCCAUGACCAUCAAUCGCUGCCAAGGGCAGACUAAGCGACGCGUGGGCAUCUAUCUGCCAUCCCCGGCCUUCACUCAUGGCCAGUUCUACGUGGCUCUCUCGCGCGUAGGCAGCUUUGAUUCAGUCGAGGUGCUUUCCACGCACAACCAUCGCACGCGGAAUGUCGUAUACAGAGAGGUUCUUUGA